Molecule: messenger RNA, 1636 nt
Organism: Rubroshorea leprosula
Lineage: Eukaryota; Viridiplantae; Streptophyta; Magnoliopsida; Malvales; Dipterocarpaceae
Source: the annotation of a GenBank genome assembly
CUUCUGAUUCCUCCCAAAAUCCAAACCUUUUAAUUAGAUUUUUCUUCAGAGAGAUCAUAUCCCAUGGAUGCCAACAAAAGCAGAAAACUUUCAUUGAUGCUGGUCUUGUUCAUUCAGGUGCUGGCUGCAACUCUUCCAGGUUGUUUCUUGGGAGCCAGCCAGCAGCUCCCCAUCAAGAAACCCGAAGUUCAAACAAUGGCUUCUCAUGGUCAUGGGUUUGGCUCUUCUCUUUAUUUUCCGGUCACUGGGAAUGUCUAUCCUGACGGGUACUUUGCAGUGUCCUUCAGCAUAGGCAAUCCACAAAAGCCUUUUCCCCUUGACAUUGACACUGGAAGUGACCUCGCUUGGGUCCAAUGUGAUGCACCCUGCACUGGCUGCACUGGCUGCACUGUGCCCCCAGAUCAACUUUACAAGCCUGCACAAGGCAGCUUUGUGCUUUGUGAGGAUCCUUUAUGUCCUGUAAUUCAAAGUUUAGGAGAAACUACUUGCAAGGGACCAUAUGAACAAUGUCACUUCCACAGGUCGUAUGCUGAUGGUAGUUCAGUUCGUGGGGUGCUGGUCAGAGACAACUUUUAUCUAGGCAUCAUCAAUGGCACUCCUUUUCAGCCCAGUUUGACCUUUGGGUGUGCAUCUGACAUUCAACAUGGUCGACACGGUCCUCCUCCCACUACUGGACUCCUUGGACUUGGCAAGACUGCAGCAAACAUCUUCUCUCAGCUUCGUGUAGAAAAUGUAAUAGGUCAUUGUUACAGUGCAAAAGGGGGAGGAUUUAUGUUCAUUAGAAAUGAUCCUGUAAGCUCUUCAAAAGUCUCUUGGGUACCAAUGUCGCAGAACACCUUGGCUAAACAUUAUGCCUCGGGUCCAGCAGAUCUUCUCUUUGGUGGAGCGCCUACUAGCAUAAAGGGUCUUCAUGUAAUCUUUGACUCUGGCACUACCUUCACUUACUUCAAUUCUGCAGUUUAUGAAGCCAUACUCAAUCUGUUGAGCAAGGAUCUAAAUGGGAAGCAAAUAAGACAAGUACAAGAUCCAGAUCUUCCUGUCUGCUGGAAUGACGGAAAACCUUUCAGAGUCCUUUCUGAUGUUAAGAGCUAUUUCAAGCCCUUUACACUGGGCUUUACAAGAACGAGGAAUGCACAGCUGCAACUAACACUCGAAAAUUAUCUCAUAAUUUCAGAACAUGGAAAUGCAUGCCUGGGAAUUUUGGACGGGACUAAAGAAAGAAUGGGAAACAUUAAUGUCAUUGGAGACAUUUCAAUGCUAGACAAAUUGGUAAUCUAUGAUAAAGAAGGAAAGCAGAUUGGAUGGUCUUCAGCAAAUUGCAGCAGGAUUCCUAAGUCCUGAACCCCACUUCUCCAUCACUAGCCAGAAGAAAGCAUUGAGAAAGAACAAUAAAUGAAUGAAGAAAAAACUUGUCUGUAUCAGCUUCCUGCUUAAAUGUUUCAGUAAGAUCCAGUUUUCAGUCACAGGAAGCUUGCUGAAAUCAUUUUUAUGCUUCAUUAUAUAUAUUCCAGCAAUGAGACAGUAAAAAAAAAAUAAUAAUAAAGGAAACAAAGGAUGCAAGUAGAUUGAUAACAAAUCUAACGUCCUCCUCUCUUUCAGGAACAUGGAAAUGCAUGCCUGGGAAUUUUGAACGGGG